AUGCUCAGCUUGGAUGGGAGCGACCCAUACCAGAAAAUCAGUAUGGUCUCUUUCGGAAACCGCGCUCGUGGAUCGGGGGCGUUCUACGACUACUCUGCGAGAUACGGCGCUGUGCGGGAAGAAGACCGGACGACCUUGCGAGAAAGCGUGUUUCCAGAGACGAUAGAUGAGGUCGUUGGUGAGCUUGGCUACCGGCAACGUGAGGUGCAACGCGCGAACGAAGAGGACAUGCAUUACUUCGAACAGCUUGCAGAUAGGAUGGGCCUCACGAAGUUGCUGGAUCUGCCGGUGGUGGCCCUGAGCAACGGCCAGACGCGUCGAGCGCGCGUCGUGAAAGCGAUAUUGCGCAAGCCAGAGCUCCUUCUGCUCGAUGAACCUUUGACUGGACUUGAUGUACAAACGCGGCCGGCCUUGCUAUCGCUAUUAUAUGAGCUGCACUCUGCUCGGCGCCCGCGGAUUAUCCUGGGAUUACGCAUACAAGACGACGUACCCGAGUGGGUCACUCACGUCGCGCUCGUGGACAGCGGGAGGAUUCGCACAGGUACCAAGGAUGAAAUAGAGCGCCUUGUUCGAGAAUCAGGGAGCCUAUCAGAACAGAGCAGAUUGUGUAACGACGUGCCCAAGGUCUCAGUUGAUCAUAGCGGUGAGAUAUUGGUUGAUAUGAAUAAUGUCAGCGUAAAAUAUGGUGAUCGGACGGUCCUGAAAGCUAUUAACUGGCAAAUAAAGGGAGGCGAACGGUGGCACCUUGUUGGCGCUAAUGGCUCAGGAAAGACUACGCUCCUCUCACUCAUUACGGGUGAUCAUCCCCAGUCAUACACCCAAUCAUCUCCGCUAUCGGCACCACCCUCUGAGCCCGCCUCCCAGCGUUAUCUACGGCUCUUCUCUCAACCACGUUCUCGUAUCCCCACACCCACUCUUCACUCCAAAAUAGGCGUGGUUUCCCCAGAGCUAUUCGACGCAUUUCCACGGCGAACGGGUCUAACGGUCUGGGAGGCCGUGGCGACCGGUUUUGAAGGGGUGUUCUCCGUACCUAGGAACAUAGUUACUUCCUCGGGUAAACCCCAACGGAGCGUUGGCGGGCGAGUAGGCGAAGAGCUGACUGAUUCUGAACGACAAUGGAGAGAGAAACGGAUAUGGGACGUGAUCGAACAUCUAGGACCAGCUGCAUGGGCUACCCCCGUCGAACCCGGACACGACCAAAUUUUGCCUGUGUCAGAAGAGUUUGCUUCACGUUCAUUUGCGUCUCUCUCUGUUGGCGAACAACGGGUCGUGCUUCUCAUGCGAGCAUUGGUUGGACAGCCACCGCUGGUUUUGCUGGAUGAAGUGUGGAGUGGGAUGGACGCGAGUAUGAUUAAUGCUGCGAGAUCUUACCUGAGGGGUGAGAGCGGAGUGCCAGGUGAUGGGAGAGGGAUGGCUAAGGAUCAGGCGGUGGUGGUGAUCACACAUUGGGAGAAUGAGGUGCCGUGGAGUGCUGAAGAUGGCGUGAAGAAGUUUGUCUUGGAGAGUGGGGUUGGGAAGGUUGUUCGGUGA
Molecule: messenger RNA, 1530 nt
Organism: Pleurotus ostreatus (oyster mushroom)
Lineage: Eukaryota; Fungi; Basidiomycota; Agaricomycetes; Agaricales; Pleurotaceae
Exons: 4
Coding region: 1-1530 (509 amino acids)
Molecular function (GO): ATP binding; ATP hydrolysis activity
Source: RefSeq, a predicted model, not a curated record